This is a messenger RNA of Lindgomyces ingoldianus, 1912 nucleotides long. Its product is annotated as class II aaRS and biotin synthetase. Lineage: Eukaryota; Fungi; Ascomycota; Dothideomycetes; Pleosporales; Lindgomycetaceae. The coding region runs from base 190 to 1881 and encodes 563 amino acids. Gene Ontology annotation, cellular component: cytoplasm; mitochondrion. Gene Ontology annotation, molecular function: tRNA binding; ATP binding; lysine-tRNA ligase activity. The record is from RefSeq and is a predicted model, not a curated record. Gene Ontology annotation, biological process: mitochondrial lysyl-tRNA aminoacylation. The transcript has 4 exons.
CACCGCUCCCCGGAUGGUGGUGAACAGCGCCCCUUCACCUAAUUGAACCAGUGCAACACUAUCAGUCCAAGUGAGGGCAGGUUAGUGGAAGGCGGCUGAUUUCUGACUACUGUCACUACCACUGAUGUUGAUCAGUCUCAUGCCAUCUUCUCUUCACCGUGUCCAAUCCACACGCUGACCGCUGCAAGCAUGACCAGAAUAGGCCUCCACUUCCUCCGCCCCUGCCUCUCAAGAAGCUUCCAGCCCCUCACGAAGCCGGAGUAUACCCGCAUAUACUGCGCAAUUCAGAGGAGAUGCGCUCAGACGACCUCCCACGAUGCAUGUCUCGGGCCCCGCGAUACUGAGAAGCAGAAGCGCCUCGAGCAGCUUAUGAAGAUUCAGCCAGUGCAAGACUAUCAUCCGAGAUUAUCCCAUCCAGCGGGCGUGGAAAAACUGUCUCCACUGGAAUUCGCCUCUAAAUAUGAAGUCACGCAGGAGACGAGCCCCGACCUUGUGUCGGUAUUUGGAAGAGUCCGUUCCGUACGACUAAUGGGUUCCAAAUUAAUUUUCAUCGACAUUGAGAGGAGCAAUCACAAAUUGCAGAUCAUGGUCGAACGCCGAAAACUCACAGGUGCCGGUGAAGAUUACGAGGUUGAGUUCAAAAACUUCAAGCAGACUAUACGAACCGGCGACUGGAUAUCUAUUAGGGGGAACCCAAUGCGAACCUCAACCGGCCAACUCUCUAUUGUUGCCCUCGAUGUUCCUCAUAUCAUUGCUCCCUGCUUACACCAUAUCCCCGAGAGAGUGGAAAAUCAAGAAGUUUUAGUCCGACACCCUCAUCUCAACCAGCUUAUCGACCGCGGACCUGGAGAUAUCUUGAGACUGCGUUCAUUCAUCAACAACUACCUACGUAGCACUUUCUUAGGCCAUGGAUUCAUCGAGGUGGAGACGCCCAUGUUCGACGUCAGCGCAGGAGGCGCCAUCGCUCGACCGUUCCAGACCGUCGCAACCGAAAUGUCGAGUACACCCAUCAAGCUCAGAAUAGCACCGGAGCUAAAUCUCAAGCGACUGAUGGUCGGCGGGCAAGACAAGAUUUUUGAGCUGGGCAGAGUCUUUCGAAACGAAGGUGUGGACAACACACACAACCCAGAAUUCACCAUCUGCGAAUUCUAUGAGGCCGGAGCAACCCUUCAGGACUUAAUACGAAGGACAGAACGGUUGUUUCAAGGUCUUGCGGAAGCAAUUGACCGGCAACGAGAGACUGAGUUCCCGUCAAUUCCAUCCCCACUACAUACGAAGUUUGCAUCCCCUUUUAGGCAGCUUCCUUUCAUCCCAACCAUCGAGAAAGCAACCAACCGCAAACUACCCGACCUUUCCUCGCCCAAUGCUCUGACUGAGCUUCUCAUUCUAUUCAAGGAUUUGCAUAUUCCGUUACCAUCUCUGGCCAAUCUUCCACGUCUUCUCGAUGCCUUGGCCGAGAAAUACAUAGAACCGUUAUGUGAAGAUCCAACUUUCAUCACUAACCAUCCGGAAGCCCUCUCGCCGCUCUCAAAGUCCUUUGUGGACCCGGCGACUAGUCAGCGAGUAGCCUCACGUGUCGAGUUCUUCAUCAACAGCCGCGAAUAUGUCAAUGCUUAUGAAGAGGAGAAUUCUCCCUUUGAACAGCGGCGGAAAUUUCAACAGCAGCUAGGAUUCCAUCCUGACGGCUCCACUACAAUCGAUGAAAGCUACUUAGAGGUAUUGGAGUGGGGAUUGCCUCCAACGGGCGGAUGGGGCUGCGGUGUGGAUAGGCUGGUGAUGUUGUUUGCUGGGAAGAGGAGGAUUGCGGACGUCUUGCCUUUCGGGACACUGAGGAAUGUUGUGUCGAUAUCAAAGAAUGGGCCAAGCGGAAGAGAUGAAUAGAUUUCUAGCAAUGGAGAAAUACCCUUGAUUG